Molecule: messenger RNA, 719 nt
Organism: Nicotiana tabacum (common tobacco)
Lineage: Eukaryota; Viridiplantae; Streptophyta; Magnoliopsida; Solanales; Solanaceae
Source: RefSeq, a predicted model, not a curated record
AGAAGGCUUAGUUCGACAAGUAAAAAAAGCAACUAGAACUUCUGAAGUAGAACUUGCUGGAGAAAAUGCUCUAGAGAGGUAUGAUGGUGGAGCAUAUUCUCAAGUUUUGGCAACAAGCAGGUCAGAUUCUGGAAAUGCAUUGAGCGCAUUUACAUUCCUAAGAAUGAACAAACGCUUGUUUGAGCCAGAAAAUUGGCAGAAUUUAGGGCAAUUCGUGAAAAGCAUGUCAGAAGGAGGCCGAAAUGCUAGACGUCCAGAGUGUGACUCAAGCAGGGCAGACCUCUAUGUAGGAUUUAUCAAAAAGACUCAUUCUAUGAAAGUUCAAGAGAUAGCACUAGUGUAAAGAUAUGUAUAUGUAUAGAGGUAAUAUGGUCAUCCCAUUGUAGGUUAGCAGAGAACAGUGGCAAAAAGUAUUAAAGUGCCAUUACUCAUAGCACCUAAAAGAGUCCACAAGAAUUUGAGCCUGUGUCUGAAACUAAACUAUAGACGACAAGAAAAAGAAGCUUCGUCUGUCAAUCUUCCCCAUUCUGGUUCAGAGGUUGUGAAGCUCCGGGGCAUUGGGAUGAUGAGACAGCAUCAUACAAGGAUUUGAAUGAGCAUAUUCUUUUCUUUGUACAAAUCAAUAAUUUUCUGCCUUCCACGUUUAUUAUUGUAAUAAAGGAGCUAAUAAUAUUGCUUCCUAUACAUGCAUUUUCCUGUUAAUAUUUCUGCUUUCUUCC